AGCAAAGUGAUCCCAACUGGAGAGCAGUGACAACCACUGACAUGCAGGAAGGACCUGAUAGAUAAUGCUCUGAUUGGAUGAGCAGGUUCUGGACUCCGGAUGGUGGAGGAGGAUGCUGGGGACUUUUAUUCAGUUUUUGUUUUUGUUUUUUAACUAUUUUUUUUAGCUCGUUUUUUUCUCAGCAGUGUUUUUGGGUUAAACUGAUGAUUAACACUGUUGUGUAAGAAAGGGCGGUGUUUCUGGUGGAGGGAGAAGGCCACGCCCCCUGGUUUCCUGCGGCAGUGCUGACAGGCAGGAAGUUACGGAAGUGUUCAGUCAGAUCAGUUCUGAAACCUGAAGCUUGUCUGUAAACAUCUCACCGCUGGAUACAGACCAGAACCGACUACUGACUACUGACUGAGCACUGAUUAACCCUUUAAACUCCUACUGCCUGCACGUGAGUCCACAGAUACACAAUCAUUCAUACUGGAUACUCAAUAAUUCAUACCAAAUACUAAAUCAUUAAUACUAGAUACUGAAUAAUUAAUACUAGAUAUUGAAUAAUUCAGAGCAGAUACUCAAUAAUUCAUACUGGAUCCAAAAAAAAUCAUAGAAGAUACUGAAAAAAUUAUACUAGAUACAUAAUAAUAAAAAGCAGAUACUGAAUAAUUCAUACUGAAUACUAAAUUAUUCUUAGCAGACACUGAAUGAUUGCAAAUUCAUAGCAAAUACUCAAUAAUUCAUAUUGGAUACUGAAUAUUUCAUAUCAGAUACAAAAAAAUCAUAACGGAUACUACAUAAUCCACGAUAGAAGCUUGAUAAUUCAUAGUAGAUACUGAAUAAUUCACAGUAGCUACUGACUACUUUACAGUGGUUACUAAAUUAAUCCAAAGUAGAUACUAAAUGAUUCACACUGGAUACUGCACAACUCAAAGGAAUGACUGAAUAAUUCACAGUAGAAACUGGGAACUGAAUAAUUAAUACUAAGUACUCAAUAAUUGAUACUAAAUACUGAAUAAUCCACAGUACAUACUAAACAAUUCACACUGGAUACUGAAUAGUUGAUAGCAACUACUGAAUAAUUAACAGUAGAUACUGGGUACUGAAUAAUUCAUACUAAGUACUCAAUAAUUGAUACUAGAUACUGAAUAAUCCAUAGUAGAUACUAAAUUUCUACACUGGAUACUGAAUAGUUGAUAGCAACUACUGAAUAAUUCAUACUGUACACUGAAUAAUCCAUAGCAGAUACUGAAACAUGUAUACUAGAUAUAUAAUAAAUCAAAGCAGAUACUGAAUAAUUCAUACUGGAGCCUAAAUAAUUCACAGCAGCUACUGAAUACUGAAUACUUCACAGUGGUUACUAGAUAUUCCAUAGUAGCUACUGAACAAUUCACAGUGGUUACUGAAUAGUUCAUACUGGAUACUUAAUAAUUCACAAUAGUUACUAAACAAUCCAUAGAAGCUACUGAAUAAUUCACAGUAAAUUCUGAACAAAACAGAUUAAUCCCUUAUUAAUUCAUAGUGAGUCUUAAAUAGUCUAUAGUCGAUACUGAAAUCAGAUGUGUAUUAUAUGCAAACUAGUUAUAAAAUUGUAUUGCUGGUCUAUUAAAUGUUAGUUAUUCUCGUUCAGUAUACAAUACAGUAUAGAGUUAUAUAGUACUGUAUAUAUUAUAAUUAUAGUAGUUUAUGCUGAAUCUGUAAUAUUAAUAGUUAAUAUCAGUUUAGUGUUUCUGGAGGAGUUUAAAGGGUUAACUGGAUCUUCCUGCAGAUGAUAAUAAUAUCAGUCUGUACUCGAGAGCGCCAUGUCUAACCCCGUCCCCGUCCCGACACUGACCGUCUUCCCGCCAUCGUCCGAAACCGAGUCCCGGUCCCGUUCCCCCAGCCCCCUCCCCCCCCGGCCCCCCCGCCCCCACCGGAGCCGCCAGCGCAGAACCGGCGCUCAGGAGAACCCACCAGAACCACAACCUCAGGACCAGAACCCGUCCCAGUGGUUGAGGAGCAGGGGGCGGAGCCUGUCCCCCAAAGUCCUGAAGCGUAAGGACAGGGUGAAGGAGGUGAGGGGGCCGGACGGGGUACACGGGCAGGGGGGCAGGUUCUCGCCCCUCCUCCUGCCCCCGUCCCGCUCCCGCUGGUCCCUCCGCAGCCUCAUCAGCAGGGACUCGGACUGGGACAGCAGCUGCAGGUCAGUGAGACCAAAAAUAUACAAAUAAAACAAAAAAUAAAGACUUAAUUAAGCUCCUCCCACAGAGAAAAAAAAUAAAGUGUGCUUAUUUCAACCCAAACAAGAAAAAAAGCUUGCUUAUGCUCCUCCCCCUGAUAAAAUGAACUAAAGUUAGCUUAAAAGUUUGCUUGUACAGUGUUUUAAUGGUGAGGAGAGCGAGGGGUUAAAGUUGUGUUUAAUACUAGUAAACAAUAGUGAAAGUGAGGAGAAAGGAAGGGUUAAAGUGUGUUUAAUACUAGUGUAUAAUUGUGAAGGUGAGGAGUCAGAGGGGUUAAAGGAGUGUUUAAUAGUAGUGUAUAAUAGUGAAUGUGAGGAGUGCGAGGGGUUAAAGGAGUGUUUAAUAGU
Astyanax mexicanus (Mexican tetra) is the source of this 2545-nucleotide messenger RNA. Its product is annotated as serine/arginine repetitive matrix protein 1-like. The record is from RefSeq and is a predicted model, not a curated record. Lineage: Eukaryota; Metazoa; Chordata; Actinopteri; Characiformes; Acestrorhamphidae. Bases 1782 to 2189 code for a protein of 135 amino acids. The transcript is spliced from 2 exons.